Ambispora leptoticha is the source of this 612-nucleotide messenger RNA. The record is from the annotation of a GenBank genome assembly. NCBI's taxonomy places the organism in Eukaryota, Fungi, Glomeromycota, Glomeromycetes, Archaeosporales, Ambisporaceae.
AUGAGUCUUUCACGUGCUUCAAGUAUUUCUCGUUUAUCCUCAAGUGUUUCUCGUUUAUCAGUAACCAUCGAAAGAAACAAAAAUAAAAGAAGUAAAAAAUCGAACGAAAGAGAACAAUUUAAUCAACCUGACCCAUCUAAGCGUUGGAUUGAUUUUAAGGAUGUGUUUCUUCGAGAUGCAUUUAAAACAGUAAAACGAGACGUAGCAAGAUAUCAGGUGGAAGACUACCAUGUUUUAAAAAUAAUAAAGGAACGGCACAGACACCAAAGAGAAAAAUAUCUCAAGCAACAGAACUCGGUGUUAAACAAUAGAGUCUAUCAUAGUGAUGAACCUUCGGAAACUGAUGAAGAAGCAGCCAACGAAGAACAUCGACUAGGAAUUUAUAACAUUUCUGAAAAAGAACAAGACAGGCACAACCAUGUCGUUAAAGUGGUAGAUAAAAAAUGGCGUUCUUCUAAAUUAAAAGAAAUCUUGAUGAUAUGCGAAAUUAGUUUUGCAACAAAAAACACAAGCAAAAUAAAAAGACGUCAUUGGGGAAGUGCUAAUGUCAACAGCAGUGCUUCACUACCGCCCAGGACCCUGAAUGGUGUAUUUCACGCUCAUACAAUGUGA